UGUCUCACUCCUUGUUCCUCGAGUUUUUUUUUGUACAUUUUUCACUUGUAACAUUAGUACACAGUUCAACAUUCACAAAACAUUUAUCCACAUUCACAUCCAUACGUCCAUCAUCCAACACAAAUUCACCUCUCUUCCACUCUUCCAACCUUUCUUAUCAACAUCACCACUCAAUUCUUCCUUGAAUGCGUAUCUCACAUAACAACGUCAUCUGCUCACUCUCGGUGCUUGGAUGUCUCCUUGCAUCCAUGGGCACAUUCCAACAUUCCUCACAUCAAGCCUUCGCAGCCCCUAUACGCCAUCCCCUCUCUACGACGAUAUCCAAUGACCGCCUCACCGCCCCCGAUCUUACUCACUUCCCAUACACUGUCACAGGCGCAGUUCCGCCGUCGCUUUAUCAUCCAGGACAGGUCUUGGAUUCAUGCAUACAACCAAACUCUUACGCCAUCUCGUUUGAUGAUGGACCAGGACAACUCACAGACGAAUUACUUGAUUAUUUGGAUGAGCAGAAUAUCAAAGUGACAUUUUUCAUGAACGGCGACAACUGGAAUUGUAUAUACCGUUACGAAUCUCAAAGACUUCUAAAACGCGCAUUCAACGCUCAACAUCAAAUUGCAGCCCACCCAUGGUCUCACCGGGAUUUCCAGACCCUCACGGAUGGUGAGAUUCGUGAAGAAAUGCACAAGAUUGAGGAUGCAUUCCGUGAGAUCUUGGGUGUUGUCCCAAGGUAUAUGCGUCCUCCAUAUGGCGAGCACUCGAAGCGUGUCCGCAAGAUCAUGGAGGAGAUGGGAUACUUGAUGAUUCUCUGGGAUGUCGACCAGCUUGACGAACACGUUGAUGACGAUGAUAUAUAUUCGGACGAUAACUACGAGUACGAAAAUGAGCGCCAUGAACACGGGGAAGAAGAAGAGGAAGAUGAAGGGAUCCACAUUAACAGUAGUCAUGGUCAGACUACUAUGGCUUCUACCCCUUCUUCUACACACAGACAUCGUGUUCAGAGUUCCUUUUCUUCCAAAUGGGCGGAAGCUGUCCGUGGUGUCCCUCAUAUGGCCCUUGAUCGUGAUACCAUGAUGAUGGGUGGCAUUUAUCAAGAGGCGACAAGCACAUGGGCUGUCGAGUAUGUCCAAAACUUGGGAUAUAACAUCAUGCCCGUCGGAGCCUGCAUGGGUGAGACUGACCCCCGACUCUGGUACAAGGAGAUUGUCAAGCCUGCAGAAGAGGGCUCCAUUCCCGAGACCUGCUACAUCCCUUAACGCGCAAUAACAAUAUCAACAGCAGCAAUAACAAAAAAAAACUAGUGUAUAUAGCAUUUGUCAUAUAACAUCAACCCUCCCCACUUUCCAACAUUGUAUAUUAGUCAACAAGCAUCAUUUUGUUCUUUAUAAAAAUAGAUUAAAGUGUUUUGAAAGGAACAGAAUAUUCACCAAAAGCCAUGCGCAAAUGAACAUUAAUACAUGAUAACAAUUUUGUUCUUUGCUUACCGUCCAGUAGUAUCAGAGGGAAAAUGUGAUGAUUAGAAUGUGGACGGCGCGUAAAAUACGCAUGAUGGUGAGGGGUGGCAAAAAAAAAAUUCCAGUCGCUCACUCAUCCUUUCCAAGCAGGGAUCCUGUGAUAGCAUUUGAAAAUGGUCCUCUAGGGCCAUUCAAAAGUAUUGCUUAAAA
Lobosporangium transversale is the source of this 1661-nucleotide messenger RNA. RefSeq lists its product as hypothetical. The record is from RefSeq and is a predicted model, not a curated record. Lineage: Eukaryota; Fungi; Mortierellomycota; Mortierellomycetes; Mortierellales; Mortierellaceae. Gene Ontology annotation, molecular function: hydrolase activity, acting on carbon-nitrogen (but not peptide) bonds. Bases 186 to 1253 code for a protein of 355 amino acids. Gene Ontology annotation, biological process: carbohydrate metabolic process. The transcript is spliced from 3 exons.